CAUUAGACAUAACAGAUGUAUUUAGUGUGGGAACAUACACGUUGGAUUUGAAAUAAGAUAACUUGAAGAUGUGUUUGAAAAGUUAUAUUUUGAUUAAACACAUCAAUUGAACAACAACAAAAAAUAAGAAAAUUGAAUGAAAAUUUGUAAAAUUACGUAAAAAUAAAUGUUAAAAUUUUAUUUAUUUGAAUUGAGUUCAAAGAGUGAGUGACGUCAGGCACAACACCAACUUCAAAUCGAAUGAAAGUAAAUGUCAAUGUCAAACUUCUUGUGAUUAUUAGUGUUUGCACAUUUUUUUCAUACAGCCAGAUUUUGUAUAUGGUUUACUCCUGUUCUGUUCAAAAGGAUGAGUGACGGAGAAAGUCCUUGGAAAAGGCCAAAACUGACUCAUGGAGAUGGGCCAUAUCGAAAUCCAAAAGCCGGUCCAUCAAAGGUGCAGGUACAGCCAGAGCCACAGCCAGAGCUACAGCCACAGCCACAGUCGAAAAUUUUCAAGCUGGACAUCGAUUGUUUUGACGAGAUAUUCGAGUAUUUAUCGCUGAAAGACCUGCAUUCAUUCGGGCAAACAUGCAAGACGAUGCAAAAAGUUUCCGGAGAAUAUUUCAAACGAUAUUAUUCAGCGGCUGAAACACACAUAAAAAAUGGAGGCAUUGACACAGUGUAUUCGGACUAUAAACGUUCAAUUAAUAGACGUACUUCAACUACUGCAUUCAGCCAAUUCAUUACGAACAUCACACAUCGCUCUUACGCCCUUCAACCACUGCGCUAUAUUCGCCGCCAUUUUGGAGAGUUUGAUUCAAUUCGACGUGUUUGUUUCAAGAAUCUAGAUUUUGAUGAAGAGAAAGGUGAAGAAUUACAAAGAAUAUGGCCCAAUGUUGAAACGGUGCAUUUAAUAGGAUGUUCAAUUUGCGAAGAUUUACACGAAAUAUUUCUGCGACAUUGUAAAAACAACUUGAAACGUCUUUGUGUACAGUCAGCUAAAUGGCCUGCAUUUGAUCCCUAUGUGCGUGUCCCAUGGUUUCAUCGUGAAUAUCCAAUGCUUGAACAUUUAGAAUUGAUUCCAAUUCCACCGAUGGUUGAGUUGAAUUUAUUGUUUCAAAAAAAUCGGAAUGUAAAAAGCUUUUCAACCAGUGGAUUCGAUUUUUGGCGUAACAAAAAUGAAUUCAUGCAAUUAAAUGUACAAUUGGAUUUAUUACAGAUUAAAGCUUCAUAUGUUUCUGUCAAGGAAAUGUCAUCUGUAUUGUGGGAACUUUAUGAACGCGGUUUCUUCAAACGUUUGCAUCACUGCACCAACACCGUUGACGAAGAAUCCAGCAUCGAAUUGAAUUUGAUGCCUGCACUCGAAAAGCUAUGCAUCGAGAGAUUUACCGUAACAUUCGACUUGGCUCGACUCAUCAAAUUGAGGGAAUUGGUUAUUUUGGAUGGAGCCAAUGCUACUGAUAUGGACAUUCUCGCGAACAAUUUAAUCAAUUUGCAACGUGUUUACAUUGGCAAGGCAACAAUUGAAGAUAUACUACCAUUCAUUCGUCGAUCACCAGAACUGACCAAACUCAAAGUCAUCCCCAGAAACGAAGCUCAUUUCAACAGAGGAGUUCUCAAGCUGGUGACAUUCAACAAGGAACGUGAGAAAUUGGUUGGAGCACGGAAAGUAACAAUUUAUGUGCCAGACAAUAUUUUCUUGAAAACCAAAUGGACCACCAAACAUGGUGACACGAACCUAAAAUUUGUCGAAAUGCAGAGAUCUGGUUCAUAUGAAUGGAAUCAAAUUUGUUAUUGAAUUUGUUUUUUUCUUACUUAAAUCCGUAAUGUUCAAUUUUCUUAAUUUUAUAAAAUCCUGUUUUUAUUUUCUUUACUAUGAGUAAAUAUAAUUGCGCUAAAGUAUGGGUUGAAGUCCUGCGAAAAAUAAUUUCUGCGCAUAUUUUCCAACCUCAUUUGAAAUUUUCAAUAAAAAAAUAAUUAAAGAAAAAUUGUCAAGAAAUAACUUUAUUUGCGUAUUUAGUCAAAAUUAUAUUGAAUUUACUGAAUUUAAUGCUAAUGAUUGUUUAAGGAGAGGUAACGAUGUGUUGAAUUCAUGUUUAUAUGGAAAAUAGUUAUUUUGUGACGAUGACUUUUGAGAUGGAUACACUAGGAAGACCAAAGACAGUUAUUCACGCUUCGCGAUGUUGAACUUCAAUUUGACGAGAUAUCGAAUCUUCACGCGAGACUCGUCGGACACAACGAAUUCAUUGAACGUAAUGCCAGUAUUUUCGCUUCGUCGAAUGAGCGUACCGUUUGGAAUUUUAAGGCCAUCAGGUCGAAUAUGCAGUGGAUGUGGAUAGUACUGACCUAAAGCGGAAUUUUCGGAUAUAUUUUGUGUCAGUUUUAAUAAAUUUUAUGUUCAUUUUGUUAAAAUUUAUGACUAUUUUUGAAAGUUUUAUGACAAAAUUCGGGUCACUCACCCAAAGCUUGCACGGUUUCACAGUAGUCGAUCAAUUUUUUGUUAUCGUGUUUAUAACGAAUGUCAGUAAUACCGGCCGCCACUUCACACAGCAAAACCAAUCCGAAUCCCUUGCUUCCAGAACGGCAGUAGCCGGCGGAUUUUGACACUGAGUCCGAAAAGUAGAUGCCUCUUCCAAAAAUGGAUCCGCAGAACUAGAAUGACAGAACAGAAUUUAAAAAGAUAAAGAAAAUAGGAAGGAAAAAUUGAGGAAUUUGAAAUUUUCGCGAAAAUUCAAAGUUUAAAAGUAAAUCCAAAUAAAAUUAUUCUCUCACCAUGGCUUCCGGUGGUGAGAUCUUCAAGCCAUUUGUCAAUAUACCGACAAAAUUUUGAAUCGGUGAUCCAUGAAACAGUAAUUGGCGAUUGAAGUUAUUCUCAUACGGUGCGUAUCGCAUGAGCUCUUCAUGGCGUAAAACUUCAAAUACUUCGUUAACUUCAAACGCACCCGGAUCAUAGUAACUUUGAUUAUUUACAUGCAAUUGCGUGUUAUUGAUGUAAUUACAGAUUUGCGUAUACAUUCCCGAUGAUUUGUUCAGCAUGGUAAUUUCGGCCGAGUCUUCAAGCUGUGCAUAGCACAAAUCGAGCAAGUUUCUCUCUUGAUUCGAUUCGCUGAUCAAAAAUUGAUAUCGCAGUUCUUUUUGCAGCAGAUGUUGCAGCAUGUUCAUUUUUUCUUCGAUCAUUUUGCAUGUCUCGAUGAUGGGUGGUCGACGAUGACUAAAAUUGUGUGGAAAGUAUGAGUAAAAUUGAUUUGACAGGGCGAUGAUUUGUUGACGAUUUUCUGUGCAUUGUACCGAUGAGAGUUCACCCAAAAUAUUCAUUGCUGCUUGAAUUUGCGUCUUACUCAAUUUACCCAGUGGCAUACUGUCGAGAUCGAAACAAAAUUCAAUCAAUGUUGAAUUGAACACAUGGUCAUCACUGUACAGCAGCUCCAUUAGUUCGUAUAACGGUUUUGAGAGUUUUGUCGCUGGGCCAUUUGCUAGCGAGCUUCGCUUCACUUCCAGAGAUUCGUUGUCAAUGAGCACAUGAUUGUAAAGUCCAGGCUUUUUCACGAAAUUCGUGGUACCAAAUUCAUUGCCAGUCUUUUCAAAGUAGAUCCUGUUGAACUCAAUUUUGGCUAGGUCCAGGGUUGUAUAGUGCUUUCGAUUAUUGGUGCCAACUGAUGUGCCAAUUCGACCCAUUGACUCAUCUACUGAGUAUCUGCAAAUUAAAUUGAUUUGUUUUUUCCAACUUAUUCUUUAAUCAAAUGAAUUCAAAUCUUUUCAAUUCAAAAUUAUUCAUUGCUGAAUUGACUAAUUUGAGUGGAGAUGAUUUUCUAUAGCACACUUACUGUGAGGUUCCAUAUGCGACUCGGUGCAACUGCAGUUUGCAGUAUGUGUUCUUGUUUGAUGUGGUAUCGACGAAAUCCAAUACAGCUUCUUGAACAACAGCGUCUCCAUUUUUAUCACCAGUAUUUGGAUCAAAAAUGUAAUUCCGUCCCGGGCGAUCAUUUGUGCUGACCGGCCGAAAGAUGGGUUUUCGUUCUGGCAUACGUUCGUAUGGCUACAUGAAAUGAGAAAAAGUGUUAAAAUCGAUCCAAUCUCGUUGUAAAGUUUUUCAACCUAAGAUCUGAAUUCAAUGAACGUUAACGUUCAAGCAAAAUUGUACAACAACAACUUAAUUGCGUGACAAAAUUGUGUAAAAAGUGUGACUAAAUAGACAAACGUACAUCCUUUCCCCAUUUGGUCAAAUCGUUCUUCACAAUCACUUCGAUUGGAUCGUUUUCCAUAACUUCGUUGAGAAAAUCGUCUGGUAUCACUUGAAUUCGAUGAAUAAACGCGUCUUUUAUCAAUUCGGAGUAAUUUUUCACCUCAUUUGCAUUUGAAAUGACUGCAGCGAGACUCGUGUGGACUUUUGAUGUGAUUUUUCCACCCAUUGCUUCAAUCUUUUUUUCGAUGUCUUCUUGUGAUAUUCCCGUUUCGCCGACAAUACAAAAUUCCAUAUCGAACAAUGGCUGUUUUGUGUAUAUU
This is a messenger RNA of Sitodiplosis mosellana (orange wheat blossom midge), 4482 nucleotides long. RefSeq lists its product as uncharacterized. Lineage: Eukaryota; Metazoa; Arthropoda; Insecta; Diptera; Cecidomyiidae. Gene Ontology annotation, molecular function: protein binding. Bases 347 to 1777 code for a protein of 476 amino acids. The record is from RefSeq and is a predicted model, not a curated record. The transcript is spliced from 2 exons.